Molecule: messenger RNA, 1027 nt
Organism: Psylliodes chrysocephalus
Lineage: Eukaryota; Metazoa; Arthropoda; Insecta; Coleoptera; Chrysomelidae
Source: the annotation of a GenBank genome assembly
UCCUUUUCUUUUCGAACAAUAUCCGUCAAGACGGACCUGUUGUUUUCAUAGGUCCGAACGGACGGACGGACGGACCUCUAGCCACUUCCUUUUUUGUUUUCCCCACAGACAAAUCUGUUCCAUCCUAUAUCUAUCUAACCUCACUUCUAAUGUUAUUUCGAGUUAUUCUAAUUUUUGAAUAGUUGAAUAGUCAUUCUAAAUUUCGAAAUUUAAAUUAAUAAUUACAAUAUUCCAUACAAUUAAAGAAACUUCUAGAGAAUGGCUUCUCUGUUACAGUUUUCCAAACCAACUGAUUUAAGUGGCUAUGUGUUGAUGAUACCCAGUGUUUCAGUAGGAAAUCUUCCGCAAUUAACUAUUGAUCUCUUAAUAAAGACAUACAGUUUUGAAAAAAUAGCUUCAAUUUGGCAUCCAGCGAUUGUAUCCAUGGUGGGAAGUGAUCCAUAUAAUUCAAGUUCAUCUGAAGUAUGCACAGCAUGCGAAUUCUAUUCAAACGAGAAAUUAAAAAUAGCCUGCAUACAGUUAAGAUCUACACUGGACUAUAAAUUAGCAAAAAAGUUUUUUGAUGAUAUUUAUAACGUGAUAAAAGAAUUGCAAUUGAAAAAAGUUAUAAUCUUAUCGAGUGCAUUUGAUUACGAAUUGCACAAUAUUAAUAAGGAAAGAUUUUAUUUCUUAGAUAAUACUCAAAAUAACAGCUUUGCAACAAUUUCUAAUAUCAAGCAAUUAGAAAUGAAUAAUAAUGGCAAAUAUUUAAUAAAUGGAUCAGGAUUUUCUCUAAACUUGUAUGACGUUAUUUCUAGAGGCUUAAAAUGUGUUUUAUUGGGAAAGUACAUAAGUGAAGGAGAUAACCGACCAGAUGCUCAGUCAUUGCUAGAAAAAACGUUUCAAAUAUUAGAUAUGCAAAAGAAGUUAAAGAAUAUCGAAUACCCUAGUUCUUGGGCUUAUGUAUUUGGAGGCCCACCACCUAUUGGAAUAUAUUAAAUUACGGUUUUCUCUGAAUGUUUUUAUUUAAUAAAUUAUGUUUACUAUA